AUGGAGACAACAGCAACAACUCACGUUCUGGAGAUCAACUUGACAUCCGCACAAGGGCUUAUAGAGCCAUCAUCAGUUAUAUCCCAUCGUCACAUGAAAACCUAUGCUGUUGCUUGGGUUGAUUCAUCCACCAAGCUUCAUACUCGAGUUGAUCGUGUCGGUGGCCAAAACCCAACCUGGAACGAUAAGUUUCUCUUUGAAGUUUCACCCCAGUUCCUUUUCAGCAAAACUUCGGUUCUCUCUAUUGAGGUUUAUGCUGUUGGUUUCUUCCGAGAUAGGCUUGUUGGAAGCAUUCGUAUUCUUAUCGGCAACUUACUUUUAAUCGCUUCGGCUGCUGCGAUGAAGACCCCUUCUUUUGCUGUAUACUUAAUCCGCUGCCCUUCUAGUUCUGGGGGAUUCUUUGGAACCCUUAACAUUGGAGGAAUGGUUUUUGAUGCUUCUGUUCGUUUCCAGGCCUUAAGUAAAGUCUCUGCUAUCGAUUAUCAUGGUCUUAUAGGAGAGAAUCUUGAUUGCAAGAAUCAACCGAGAACAAACAAGUCUAAGGCUCCAGUUAAGCAUAUUAUGGAGUACAUUUCUAUUGAUUCUGGCGAUCAAUCGGAAGCUGGUGAUUCCUUAACUUCCUCAUCAUCACCACCACAUACGGUCUUGAUCAGGGAGUUAAGCUUGAAAGGAAGGAACGAAGAUCAUGGAGUUGCAACCGACCUGGUGCCUUAUGAAAUUGCUGAAGAGGUGAUUUCUGAUAAUGAAGAAAGUGUGGUUAAAUUGGAAAAAGACGUUAAGAUGAUCAUGGAUAAGAACAAGAAGCUAAGGGAGAUGGUUGAGAUGCUCAUGGUAGAAACAAAGGGGCAAUCAACAGUUAUAUCAGACCUGACUGCAAGAGUGAAAAGCCUGGAGAGGAAGUUGUCUAGGAAGAACAAACAGAGUAAGCCACAUUAUGGGAGAUCAGCAUCUGCACUGAAGUCCUAG
Durio zibethinus is the source of this 966-nucleotide messenger RNA. The record is from RefSeq and is a predicted model, not a curated record. NCBI's taxonomy places the organism in Eukaryota, Viridiplantae, Streptophyta, Magnoliopsida, Malvales, Malvaceae.